ACCACGUCUCUAAAACCUUAAAACCUUCCCUAAUUCCUCCCCCGGUGCUACUACUCCCUCAUCCCUUCUCCGUCCAAAUUUCCUUCACAACGCAACCAAUAUGAGUUCCUUGUUAUUCAGACAAUCAUCCUCCCUACUCCUGACCCAAUCUCUAAAAGCCUCCGGCCGCCACCACCGUCAUCACCACUUUGCCCGUAACUUCCACUAUGACGGAUACAGAACAAACUCGGCCAUAAACUGGGGGAUCCGAAUUGCCCCAGAGAAAAAAGCCUACGUGGUCGAACGCUUCGGCAAGUUCUUCAAAAUCCUCGAACCGGGCAAGAUCCACUUCCUGCUCCCGAUCGUGUACCGGAUCCCCUAUGUGCACUCUCUAAAGGAAGAGGCCAUUCCCUUAACAGACCAAGCCGCCACAACAAAGGACAAUGUCCCUAUAAAAAUCGACGGCGUGCUUUAUAUAAAGAUAGUAGAUCCUUUAUUGGCCUCGUAUGGCAUCCACAACCCGAUAAAUGCCGUCGUACAACUGGCCCAGACCACCAUGCGCAGUGUCUUGGGAAAGAUUACGCUCGACAAGACGUUUAGAGAGAGAGAGUCGGUGAACAAGAGCAUACUUGAUGCUAUUAAUGAUUGGCCACUCCGCACGGAAUGGGGGUUGGAGUGUCUCCGUUAUGAAAUCAAGGAUGUUUCUCCACCAAAAGGUAUGAAAAUGGCAAUGGAGUUGGAGGCAGAGGCGGAAAGGAAGAAGAGAGUGCAGAUCCUCAAGUCAGAAGGGAUCCGAGACGCCAAGUACAACACGGCCGACGGGAACAAAAGGGCGGUGAUCCUACAGUCGGAGGCAUCCAAGGUCGCGCAAGCGAACAGGGGAAUAGGGGAGGCGGAGGCCAUCUUAACCAAGGCCCAGGCCACGGCGAAAGGGAUCCGGGAAGUGUCCCGGGCCAUCGAGGAAAGUGGAGGGGCCGAGGCCACCAGCUUGAGCAUUGCCGAGCAGUACAUUGGGGCAUUCGAAAAGAUUUUCAAGAGCAGUGAUACAAUGUUGGUUCCUAACAACUCUGCUGGUGAUGCUGCUGGCUUAGUCGCUCAAGUGGCAACUGUUUACAAUAAGGUUUCGGAAAAAAAAUAGAAGGGUGGAUUAAUUUUUUAGGUAAGUGAUAUUUUUAUAUGGGCAAUGGGUUAACUUAACACGAAUAGUGUUGUUUGAAUUUUGGCUUGGGUAAGUGAUUAUGUUAGGAUGG
Messenger RNA from Rhododendron vialii, 1229 nucleotides. RefSeq lists its product as uncharacterized. The coding region runs from base 101 to 1117 and encodes 338 amino acids. Gene Ontology annotation, cellular component: membrane. Lineage: Eukaryota; Viridiplantae; Streptophyta; Magnoliopsida; Ericales; Ericaceae. The record is from RefSeq and is a predicted model, not a curated record. The transcript is spliced from 2 exons.